AUGGCGGGGAGUCCGCUUCCCCAUAGAUCACAGAAGCAGGUGAGAGAAGAGACCCGGCGGGUACUGGAAGCGUUCCUGCAAGGAGUACUGAGCCCCAGAGAUACAGGGCCCUUGGGUCAUGUGGGCCGCACCUACCAUGACCCCCAACGUUACAUAUACAGAUCUCCGACCGAACAUGCCCAACCCUGUCCAAUCUGGUCCAACGUCCAUGAGGAGAUUAACCGUGUGGAAGAGAGAAAACAUGGCUUCCGUACCAGUAUCAAGCGCCUCUUGCAGCGGCGGCCCAGCCCCCGAACACCCCCUGACAGCCUCCCUCCCUCCAAGGAUUCCUUAAAGCGGUCCAAGUCUGGAGGAGAGGGGGCCCACCAGAAACGUAGCUUCUCCUUCAAGAGCCUCCUACGGAAGAAGGGGAUUCCCUCAGGGGAGAUGGGAGGCCCUGCUGGACCCGGUCAGCGCCCCGACUCCUUGCCUCUUGCUCCUUGUUACUGUGAGCAACUUCCUGCUGUCCAGACAGAGCCCCAAGCAACCAAUAAUGAGGCAGAGGAUACUGAAUUUUAUACACUGGUGGCCCAGAAACUGGACCACUUGAUAAAGCAGCAGCAACUGAUGAGCCCUUCCACAGGAAAAGGCUUGCCUUCUCCCACGGACGAGUUCCGCACUCUUUCUACAAAUUCUGCAUCUGGCACAUCAGUUAAUUCGAUUACACUGGAGGGAGGCACGAACGAGAAAGAGCAAGUCCUCCAGAAACUGGUCGCCCUCUUGGAAGAACAGGCCGGGAUCAUCAACAAGGAGAUCGAAUCAGACCCGCUGCUCCGGAGCACCAUCUCCCGCCUGUCUUACCGCAGCUUCUCCCGCAUGGCUGAGGCCUUCACCUCCCGUGCUCCACCUGGUAUCCCAAGUCCACAGCUGGCCAAGUUAGCCCUCACCAUGGAGCUUACACGAAAAGUAGCCGGCAUCAACAGCCACGCCGUGCACACCCUCAUGGGCUACAGUCUGCAAUAUAUGGAUAUGUUUGUGCCAUGGUUACAGCAACAAGGUGGCUGGGAGAAUAUUGUGGCUCAGGACGAGAUUUUUGACCUACAGAUAGAUUAACCCUCGCAAAGGAAGGUUGGGGUGGGAUCUGUAUGCUCUCAAUCCCACCACCACCAUCACAUGCCAAUGUUCUUAUGGCUGGGACGCUAGGGAGGGUACGCACUUGGGAUUUGUUUUCAGAAAACUGUCCCCUGAGGGGUAUCUUUUUAAUCGUUCAGAAAAGUUCUCUUAUUUCUCUCCUCACCAGGAGACAUGCCAAAGAGAUUUCUUCCUAACACUGUGAGUGGACCUCGAUUUUUGACAAUUGCAGGGCUAAAGCACUAAAUCUUGGGAUCGACACUAACGGAUUAGCAGUGUCACCCUAAACAAAGUUAUACGUUCAUUGAUUUCAAUGGAUUUAGGAGAUAACUUUGUUUCGGAUUGCAUUAACCCAGUUAUUGCCAGCUUGGAACCAUUUGCACUACUUUUGAGCUUUAUUUUAUUGAAAAUCUGUUCUUCCAAUAUUUAGAGGUCUGUUUUUUACAUUUGUAAUUCUCUGGGGAAAGGAGAUUUGGGACUCUUAGAAAAAAUGGAAAAGGUAGUGUAUGAAAAGCAAGGAAGAGGAUGACAUGAAAAAAUCAGGUGUUUUUUAACUGGCUCACUCUGUGGCUGCUUAGAUGCACUCCAUAUUUUAAAAAUUCCCUACUAUGAUGAGGACUGGCAACUUGGUUGUGUUUUUUAAAAUGAAAUGAUAACUGUGAAUUUCUGGGUUUCGCUGGAGGGACAUAAUCCUUCCAUCUGUUAAAAUUAUUCUGUGUGCCUUAUACUCAAAUGAGAACUGAAUGUGAUCCUGUAUACACUUACUCAAAAGGAAGUGUAACUGAGUUUGGUGUAUAUAAUAAGCAGCUAGGUAGGUUGUACCCUGAGACUUCAAGCCUGCUGUAAAGCUAACUUGAGUUUAAUGGGACUAUCUACCAAAUAAAUUUGCAUAGUUCUGGCCACAAACUCAGGGAACAUAUGUGAAUGUUUACAUAGAACACUAAUAGAGCUUUGGAAGAUGUGAUUUUUUUA
Eublepharis macularius is the source of this 2082-nucleotide messenger RNA. It is a transcript of the gene BCL2L12, whose product is annotated as BCL2 like 12. Bases 1 to 1092 code for a protein of 363 amino acids. Gene Ontology annotation, biological process: regulation of apoptotic process. The record is from RefSeq and is a predicted model, not a curated record. The transcript has 6 exons. NCBI's taxonomy places the organism in Eukaryota, Metazoa, Chordata, Lepidosauria, Squamata, Eublepharidae.